This is a messenger RNA of Diabrotica virgifera virgifera (western corn rootworm), 5275 nucleotides long. RefSeq names its product zinc finger protein 239-like. Gene Ontology annotation, biological process: central nervous system development; regulation of transcription by RNA polymerase II. Gene Ontology annotation, molecular function: RNA polymerase II cis-regulatory region sequence-specific DNA binding; DNA-binding transcription activator activity, RNA polymerase II-specific. NCBI's taxonomy places the organism in Eukaryota, Metazoa, Arthropoda, Insecta, Coleoptera, Chrysomelidae. The transcript is spliced from 4 exons. Bases 162 to 1790 code for a protein of 542 amino acids. Gene Ontology annotation, cellular component: nucleus. The record is from RefSeq and is a predicted model, not a curated record.
UCCUCUCCUCUGUGUAGGAGUGUAGGUCUCCAUAAUCAAAACAAAACGAAGAUUAAAUCAUAGAUUAGGGGGAUUAAAUUACGUGCUUUAAAAAUAUACCAAACCAAGCUAAGUGUUUAAUGUAAAAUUAGCAUUAAAAUUGCAAAGCCGCGCUUAAAGAAAUGGAAGUAAAACAAGAAGUUGUUGAGGAGACAUGUAAAAUAGAAAUAGUUGAUAUUGAGCUGGAUGAUUCUUUCAUAGAUAUCUGUAAAAAUGAAAUUAAAGCAGAACCCAAGACAAAUAGUACUCCUGAGACAGUUGAUGAUUUAGUCUUAAACGAAUUCCCAGUAAAGUCUGAAAUAGAAGAUGAAAAUCAGAAAGAUGGAAGAGAUAUCUGUAAAAAUGAAAUUAAAGCAGAACCCAAGACAAAUAGUACUCCUGAGACAGUUGAUGAUUUAGUCUUAAACGAAUUCCUAGUAAAGUCUGAAAUAGAAGAUGAAAAUAAACUUAAACCAUUUGAAGAAAAUCAGAAAGAUGGAAGAGAUUUUAUUGAAGAGGAGAUUUCUUUGAAAGUUAUGGAAACAAUAUCGGUACGUAAAAGUAAUAAAGAGCAACGUGCGAGUCAACCUGAUGGGGAAAAGAAAUUAAAGUGUAAAAUUUGUUUUAAGCAGUUUACUAUUGCAAGUAGUUUAAAAAGACAUUUGAGGCUUCACACUAAAGAGAAACCUUACAAGUGUGAAAUUUGUUUUAAAUAUUUUUCUCAGGCAAGCACUUUCAAACAUCAUAUGAGAGUGCACACUGGAGAAACACCUUACAGGUGCGAAAUUUGUUCUAAACAGUUUGCACGAAAAGAUUAUUUAACUGAACAUUUACAUGUUCAUACUGGAAAAAAACCAUACAAGUGCGAAAUUUGUUUUAAGCAAUUUGCUCGCCCAGUUAAUAUACUGCAUAAGCGAUUACACAGUGGAGAGAAACCGCACGAGUGUGAAAUUUGUUUUAAGCUGUUUUCCCAUGUAGGCCAUUUGAAACAACAUAUGAGAGUGCACACUGGAGAGAAACCUUACAAGUGUGAAAUUUGUUUUAAACAAUUUUCGAUGGCAAGUAAUUUGAAAAAACAUAUUAAUAUGAGGUCACACAUUGGAGAAAUUCAGUGUAAAAUUUGUUUUAAGCAGUGUAUUACUGCUAGUGCUUUGAAAAAACAUGUGAGAUCACAUUCUGGAGAAAAACCUUAUAAGUGUGAAAUUUGUUCUAAGCAAUUUGCUCAGGCAAUUAAUUUAAAAUCACAUUUGAGAAUGCACACUGGAGAGAAACCUUACAAGUGUGAAAUUUGUUUAAAACCAUUUUCAAUGGCAAGUACUUUCAAAAAACAUAUUAUUAUGAGAUCACACAUUGGAGAAAAUCAGUGUAAAAUUUGUUUUAAACAUUUUACUCAGGUAAAUGAUUUGAGAACACAUUUGAGAGUGCACACUGGAGAGAAACCGUAUAAGUGUGAAAUUUGUUUAAAACAGUUUACAGCGAUAGGUUCUUUAAAACCGCAUCUGAGAAUGCACACUGGAGAAAAUCUUUACAAGUGUGAAAUUUGUUUAAAGCAGUGUAUUACUGUAAGAGCUUUGAAAGAACAUGUGAGAUCACAUUCUGGAGAAAAACCUUAUAAGUGUGAAAUUUGUUCUAAGCAAUUUGCUCAGGCAAUUAAUUUAAAAUCACAUUUGAGAGUGCACACUGGAGAGAAACCUUACAAGUGUGAAAUUUGUUUAAAACAGUUUUCUCGAUCAAAUUAUUUUAAAAAGCAUUUGAGGAUGCACACUGUAUGAAAACCUUAUGACAUUUUCAAAUUCAGAAAUGCUUCUCCUCCACAUGUGGAGGAACACAUCCUGCAAAUUAUAAAGGUUGCCAGGUAUGGUACAUUCCAGGGGUGGGCAAAGUGCGGGCCGCAUUCGGCCCAUUGGACAUUUUUUUGUGGCCCUCGGAAAAAAGUGAAAUAUUUUUAUUUAAAGAAUGAUUGUUCCACAAAUUUUCAACCUAACGCGGUCAAUUAUUUGGGUUUCCGAUGUGGUAUUAUAAUAUCCUAUAUAUAAGUAAGUGAACGCCCGAUGAUAUGGAUAUUAUUAUUUGUAGUAGUCAUUAUUUAAGUAGGUAAUGUGAAGGCAGGUCGUUACUGUUAUAUGUAAACACAUUGUUAUGGUUAAUCGUUGAUGGAGGUGAUUGUAAAUAUAAUGUAUUUGAACCAAGAUAGAGAGAAAAGGCAAAGGCCUUUGCUGAACACCUAAGCAACGUCAUUAAACCUUACAACAUGGACCAAAACGACGAAGAUAAUAAUGAAAUCUUAAAUUUUCUUGAUAUACCUUUUCAAAUGGAUCUUUCAAUCAAAAAAUUUAAACCUAAAGAAAUCCGAAUGGUAAUCAUGAAUGAAAUGAAGCCAAAAAAGGGCUCCUGGUUAUGACCUCGUCACUGGAAAAAUCCUGCAAAACGUAACUAAGAAAACAAUCAUAUCAAUAACAUAUAUUUAAUGCAAUACUUACGUAUGUACAUUUUCCCAAUCAGUGGAAAGUAGCAGAGAUCAUAAUGUUACAAAAACCAGGAAAAGACCCCAAAGAACUGAACUCAUAUAGACCCAUUAGUCUCUUACCUAUAAUAUCUAAGCUAUUUGAAAAAAUGUUUCUACGUCGAUUAGAACCAAUAAUAGAAGAAACAAGACUAAUUCCAAAACACCAAUUUGGUUUUCGUAGCAAACAUGGAACAAUAGAACAAACAUCGUAUAGUCAAACAAAUCAGCAAUGAUUUAGAAAACAAGAGGUACUGCAGUGCAGCUUUUCUAGAUAUCAGCUAAGCAUUCGACAAAGUGUGGCAUACAGGACUCCUCCAUAAGCUGAAAAAAAAUCUUCCGUAUCAAUAUUAUUUAAUUAUUAAAUCGUAUCUGACAGAUCGCUUUUCAUUAGUAAAACAACAAGAUGCUCCCUCGGAACUAUUUAAAAUAAAAUCCGGUGUCCCACAAGGUAGUGUACUCGAUACCUGUUAUUUACUGCUGACUUACCUACAACUACAUUGACAACAGUCGCAACAUUCGCGGAUGACACAAGUAUUAUCGCAUCUCACACAGACCCCCAAAGAGCUUCGCAUAACUUACAAGCACACUUAAAUAAAAUAGAAAAAUGGUUAAAAAAAUGGAAACUUAAAGCUAAUGAAACAAAAUCGACCCACAUGACAUUUACCAUGCGAAGAGAGAGCUGUCCACCGGUAUACAUAAACAAUUAGUACAAGUAGAUACAACCAAAUACCUGGGCAUACAUCUAGAUAAAAGACUAACAUGGAGAAAGCACAUCUUCACCAAAAGAAAGCAACUUGGACUCAAACUUCAACAAAUGUACUGGAUUCUGGGCAGACAUUCAAGAAUGUCAAUCGAAAAUAAAUUAGUAGUAUACAAAAACUCAUAUGGACCUAUGGCAUACAGCUAUGGGGCUCAGCCAGCAACUCUACUUGGAAAUUAUACAACGUUUUCAAAAUAAGGCAUUAAGAACCAUAGUAAACGCUCCAUGGUACGUCCCCAACGCAAUAAUAGAGAGAGACCUGAAAGUUCCCAGCAACAAAGAAGAAAUCAGAAAAUACAGUGAAAAGUAUGAAGAAAGACUUAGUGCGCAUCCAAAUGAUUUCGCGAGUGAAUUACUAAACACGGAGGGUGAAGUUCGCAGACUAAAGCGUUAUAAACCAACUGGCUUACCAAAUAGAUUUUAGAUAAAUUAGAACUAUGUAUUUUAAGUGUUACUUUAUUUUACUAGUAGUACUAUCUAUACAUUUGUUGAUAAUUUAGAAAGAAAAGUUUUCAUUGGAAUUCUUACCUACAUGUCAUAGCCUAAGAAAGUCAUAACUUUAACUGAUUGUUCCUAACGGAACAGAUUGUUAAAUAAAUUGGAGUAAUAAAAAAAAGUAAAGCAUAUCAUUAAUCGUCCGCCCUUGACCAAGGCCGGCGCGUGAGGUUGCAAUAGUUCAUCCUAUAUAUAAGUAAGUGAACGCCCGAUGAUAUGGAUAUUAUUAUUUGUAGUAGUCAUUAUUUAAGUAGGUAAUGUGAAGGCAGGUCGUUACUGUUAUAUGUAAACACAUUGUUAUGGUUAAUCGUUGAUGAAGGUGAUUGUAAAUAUAAUGUAUUUGAACCAAGAUAGAGAGUCUUAGCUCCGUAUUUAUAGUCAGUACUCAAGACUGAUCUCGAGAUCGGUCUCAGCCAAGACGAUCUUACGGCAACGUCGAGCUCAAGACCACGUUCUGUUUUAUAAACGAGUCUUCGGCUAAUCUCGGCCAAGAUUGAUCUCGAGGCUGGAAAAUUAUGGAUUUUAAGCAACUUUGACAUAGAACACCAACUAAAAACUGUCAAUCGUCAAGUUAAAUAUCUUUGCAAUGUUUUUAUAUUUAAUUUGUUUUUUGAAAAUACAUACAUAGAUUAUUAAAAUGUUUUCAGUUAAAUAAAGUUUAUUUUAUUGAUUGAAAGUUUACAUUUUUAUUUUUUCUAAAUCUUACAUGCUAUUUUUUCAAAGGUUAAUGACCUCUCAUAAUUUGUUUCCAUUAUGAGAAAGGAUUUCUUUUCUUUGUGGUAAAGGAUUGCAUAUUAAAGGAAAGUAUAAAUAUAUUCUUUGAUAUUACCCCAGUAUAACAGAAUACUGUGAUAUUACUUUAUUCUUGGUUGGGAGUAAUGGUUUAUUUCUUAUGAGAGAAAGCAAAGCAAAUAAAACUCUGGUACUUCCUAGUAUUACCUGCCUUUUUAUUAAUGGUGUAAGCUUUCUUCUAUGUUUAUAUUCUUCAUCUGACUAACAACAAAGAAGAAACCAUGAGAGGUGGAACUUGUAUAAAAUGCAAUUACUGUUUUCAUGGGAAUAAGCCUCAAUUUAAGUUUGAAAUUAAAUUUAUUUAAUGUUUAAAUUCUUAAAGACAGAUCACAUGCUAUAAAUUUUUUGUGAUGGAUAUUAUUGAGUUAAAGUUGAUUUUAUGUAAUUGAAUUAACUAUAUUUUAAUAAAAUCGUCCCAGGAAUGCAACUCAUUGGCGAUAUUGUUUUAAAGUCAUCUACUCUAAAAUGUAUAAAUAUAUGUCUGAAUGAGUCAGAUAAAAUUAAAUUAUUAGAAGAAUUUUUAUCAAGCAACAACAAUAUUGAUAUAAAAUAUUAAUCUUACCCAAAUAACAGCACAAAAGUAAAUAUAGCCUAUCCAUUUCUACUGGACAUUAACGCUCCUCCUCCAAUUCUACACUUCUAUAUCAUCCAAAUCUCCUUACUGCUUCGAACAACUCUUUUCAUGGUCUUUCUCUUUUUUUCUC